AGCUUCCUCCAUGUGAAUUUCAUCAAUCGCACUGCAUGUGGUCCAAGGAGCACUGGAAUCUGGAAUGCAUUGAUCAGGGUGCCCUUUGCAGUGGCGUUCCUGCCUGGAUGAAAUGGUGAUGUUGACAGCACGACAGCGUUCCAAGCUGUGAGUCAGCUGGUGCUGCCGUUGUGAGGGAAACCAGCAGCCGCCCUUUGUCAGCAUGCAAUGCCGUAGAGUCUGCGAUGGGGCUGUCCCACCGGAAUGCUGCUCGACCUACUCAAAAUAUUGCUGAAGACAAAAGCUCUGAGACCGUAACCUAUGCUGACAAGCAGAGCCCGAGCAGUGCCCCUGUGGGAGGCCCCCGUCCCAGGCUGCAGAAGAAGUCCUCCUUCAAGGAGUGGCUCCAACGGAAGCGCUCUUUCACCGACCUCUUUGAUUCCGAAGGAUACACUGGCCUGUCCAAGCAAUGGAGUUCUCUCAAAGGGAAGGCUGAGGAAAAGUUCGGGUUUCGGAAAGUGGAGGGAGGGGAGCCAGGCCAGGGCAAUGCGUCCCCCCUGAAAGGACGGGCGGCCCUGCGGAACGUGGUGGUGAAGCAGGACACGUCCCUCUGGACGCACUUCUACGACAGCUACAUCUACCUCCUCCGCCUCCCGGCACACCUGUUCACGUUCUACUGUAUGCUGGCGCCUUUCCUCGUUGCAAUGCCUUUCACACUGGUCUACCUUCUCGACCUUGAAGGAUUUAUCUUCCAAGAGAAGCAGCAGACGGUCUCCCUCCUGGAGCUGUCAGAGGGCCGCGUCCCCAGGCUGGGGCAACAAGGCGUGCUGCUCGAAGUAUACCUGUACAGCCUGUCGCUGUCUACAACGUUCGGGGCCUCCCGUAUUGACGCUCGCUCACCAUUCUGUCUCCUUGUGGCAAAUAUCAACACGCUGGUAGCUCAGCUUAUGUUCGUCUUCUUAAGCGGCGCUGUGUUUCAACGGCUGAGCCAGCCGAGUCAGCCCGUGAGAAUCGCAACGCUGGCGAUCCUUACAGACGACUUCUUCGAGGGGGAAGGGGAGCGCGACAGCUCCGCAGACAAGAAGUACAAGAUUCUGAUGACGCGCCUCGUCCUGACGGGACCUGGUUCGAACCUGAUCGACGCCAAGUUGGACUUGGUGUACCGUCACAUGAUGCAGUUGCCGGGGGGAUCCCCCUUCAUGUCCACGCACUCCCUCAAACUGGUCCGAUCAGAGUCGUCCAGCCUGCGGUACGGCAUGCUCAUUCGCCACGUCAUCAACGAGGAGAGCCCUCUGUUCGGCGCCUGCAGCCAAGAGCAGCUCCUGGCGGAGGACGCCAACUUUCAGCUGACAGUGAUGGCCACGGAACGGUCUUCGAUGCAGCCGGUUUUCGCGGACCAGAUGUUCUUCGUCACGGACGCUGAGGUGAUUUGGGACGCCCACUUUGUGGACAUAAUUAGUUUGUCGAAGGGGAAGCGGGUCAUGGAACACAGUAAGCUGAACGCGUAUAGAAAGGAGGGUAAGGUGUUGUAUCACGUUGGAGGCGAGUAGCAGAGCGCUGCGCUGGCUUCUAUAAUCGGCCCUCAGUGAUGUCCGUCAUGACUCUGUACAUACCGUUGUAUAUUUUCCAGGGGGCACUGCAGCGCGCACUUCUCUGUCUUGAAAGGUCGGUUCAUUUUGGG
This is a messenger RNA of Klebsormidium nitens, 1660 nucleotides long. The record is from the annotation of a GenBank genome assembly. Lineage: Eukaryota; Viridiplantae; Streptophyta; Klebsormidiophyceae; Klebsormidiales; Klebsormidiaceae.